AUACCGCGCAUUAUAAUCCUCAUUACGAUAAUAAUUCAUAACAAUAAUCAACAAUCUAAAUUCCGAACAACUCCCAGGAAAAAAAAAAAUUAAAAAGUGCACACCCAUCGAUAAAAUAUCAAAUACGUCGUAAAUAAAUCCGUGCUCUAUGAAUAAAUCGUCGUGCAGUUGAUUUGAUGAAUAAAAUCAUAAAAUAACCAUGUGAUGUGCUAAAAUCAGCGAGAGUGCGCGUGAAACACUAGAUUGUGAUUGCAAAUAAAUGAAAAACAUCCUAAAAUCAUCGAUAAGUGAAUGCACAAAUCCAUGCUAAUCAAUUGAAAUUAGUGAUUAAAUAGAUAAAUUAAUUUUCACGUUGACACGUGACAAGAUGCCAAGUGAGAACUGAUAAACCGAUAUAAUCGAUAAUUUAUGGAGUUUGUUGAAUUGUCACGUGGAUUAUUUACCGAUUCAUCACGCAUGGAAUUGAGGGAGUGGAUUUAUCGGGGGGUGGUGUUGCACCUUCGUGACAGUGAUAUUGUGUCAAGGCCGUAGUGAUAACAGCGAAAUUUUUUUCUAUUAUUUCCCUCCCCGGAGACAUUGGAAAUAACGAGUGACAAUGGGAAGAGUGGAUCCGAGAAAAUACUAUUUUUAGAUAACGAUUGGAAGGGGGUUUUUUUUUUUAUCAACCCCCCCUGUGUCCAGGGGGUGGGGGGUGGGUCGCAUCGGCCCGACGGAGGUGAUUUUUCAAAUUUUUCCAUUCUUCUAUUUGGGGUUUGGGAUUUUCAAUCGCAUUGGGGGACAUUCAGAGACUUUUUGGAGGGAUGUCGAGGAGAAAACAGGCACGACCUAGCCGUGCCACUCUUGAGGAGGAGGGUGGAGGGAGAAAUAAUCCACUGGAGUGUAAUGAGGAGAGCACAACGCAAGAGGAUAAUGAAACGGGUUCGGAGAGUGAAGAGCCAGGGCGUGUACCGGGUGAAGAUCCCGUGGAUCUGACGUCGAAUCGUUCCCACCAAGAGGACGACGACGACCGUGAGGAACUACCAAUGGAGGAAGACGAGGAAGAGCUCCCGGAGGAGCUCCCCGAGGUAUUUGAACCAGAGGAGGACGAAGAGGGUAACCGCAAACAAAUGAGAAAUCGCCAAGACGCGGAGAACAAUAACAGCUUCAUCGAGGGCGGUGCCUCGGGGGGUUUUGCACCAGCUGCUGGUUGUACAAGUCACGUGACCCUCGAGGCACUUCAAAACACUAAAGUAGCAGUCGCACAAUUCGCGGCAACAGCCCUAUCGAGUGGUGCUGAUCCAGAGGCAGCUCUACAGGAUUUGGCUCUCCUUCAGAGUACCCUGUACACCCUCCAACACCAGCAGGUAUUUCAAUUGCAAUUAAUAAGCCAACUGCAACAGCAACUAUCGAUAACCCACGGACCGGGUGCAAGUGGACAGCCAUUGUUGCCACCAGAAGGUGACAGCAAAGAAACACCAACGGAAUCGCCAUCACCAACAAUUCACCCAAAGCCACUGUCAAGCUUAACGUCCCCACCCACAUCGCGUCCCUCAAGUCAUCAUACCCAUCACAUGUCAACGUCGACAGUAUCAGUAACAACGUCAACAUCACCAGUGACAGUGACCUCUGGCUUUACCCAAGAUCGCCCAAACUCGAGUAGCGUAUCACCAAUUGGCAUAACCCUGCCCUCAUCCACACUACCCUCAUCAACAACCACUCCAACAAUCCCCGUAGACACCUCAAGCACCUUAACACCAACGAGUACAACAACAACAACCCUGUCCCACCACAUGCCACCGUCGCUGUGCUCGAUAAGCUCCUCCCUCGCAUCAACAAUAAUAACGAACAACGAUCCACUACCACUGAACGAGCCAAAUACCCUCGAGAUGCUCCAGAAGCGUGCACAAGAGGUCCUCGAUAAUGCAAGCCAGGGUCUACUUGCCAAUAAUUUGGCUGACGAAUUGGCAUUCAGAAGUGGUAAAGGCUCGCGUCUAUCGCCAUACGAUUCGAAAUCAUCGGGUGGACGUGGUGAGCCCUUCUUCAAACACCGGUGCCGCUACUGCGGCAAAGUAUUUGGCAGUGAUUCAGCUCUCCAGAUACACAUAAGAUCGCACACAGGUGAGAGACCAUUCAAAUGCAACGUCUGUGGCAGCCGUUUCACGACAAAGGGCAAUCUAAAGGUACACUUUCAGCGUCAUACAGCCAAAUUUCCACACGUCAAAAUGAAUCCCAAUCCCGUGCCUGAACACCUAGACAAGUAUCAUCCACCACUGCUACAACAGUUGGCAGCAUCCGGCCAAAGACCCCUGCCAUCGCCACCACCGCCAUCGGGACCAACGGGCCCACCAACAUCAGGGAGUAGUAUGUCACAUCACACACCGUAUCAUCCAUCAACAGCCCACGGUUUUAUUCCACCUCAACCGCCUCUACCACUGAGUCUCACUCUGCCAGCAGCAGCUGCUGCCAUAGCAGCUGGUAUGCCCAGUCUCUACCACCGUGUACCAAUGAUCCCGCGACCUGAUCAAGAUCAGGAGACACCGGAGAAUUUGAGUAAGACGAUAGCCAAUUCAGGACCUCCAGCGAUAGGUUUACCAGCGUCAACAACAUCACCCUCACCAGUCCACUCACCAAAAUCCCCUAUUCCCAACAACACAAGUCAACCACAUACGUUUCAAGAUCGAGAGGAGCGUCUUGACGCCAUAAAGCGAGAGCACAGGGCGUCACCAGUGAUCGAGGCGAGGCCGCCAAGUCAGAGUAAUGAGCCUCUGAUAACUCUCAAGAAAGAGCCAGAAGACCCAGAGGAAGUGAUCGAAGAGGAGCCUGAAGAGUUUGACACAUCAUCCCCAAGAUCACGUUACCUCGAUCAACCCCUGACGGCGUCACCUCAACCAACACCGGACAGAAUGACACAACAGAACUACGAAGACUGUAGUAUGGAUAGUAGCAAAGCUAGCGGUAGAUUAGAGCCUGACGAGGACGAGGGUGACGAGGAGAUGGAGGAGCAACCUGAAAAUCUCUCGGGUAGGGGAACAGGUAGACUGGGUCCAGCCAGCUAUCAUCCAUCGGGAGCAUCACCAGCGAGCAGUACAGCAAGCAGUGGAAGCUUGCAAACGUCCUUCGCUGGGUUACUCUUUCCUCAAGUCACUGGUCCAGCCUCAGGCCCAGUUCAACAACUCCCACCCCACCUGUCCUCCGCCCCUCAUCAUCCAGGUGUCAACGUCAGUGAAAGUAUGAUUGUCGAUCCAGCCAGAGAUCCAGCCAUCUAUUCGAGUCUUCUACCACGUCCCGGUAGCAAUGACAACUCCUGGGAGAGCCUAAUCGAGAUAACAAAGACAUCCGAGACAUCCAAACUUCAGCAACUCGUCGACAAUAUCGAGCACAAGCUAACAGAUCCAAAUCAAUGCGUGAUAUGCCACAGAGUUCUUUCCUGCAAAAGUGCACUGCAGAUGCACUACAGAACGCACACCGGUGAACGCCCCUUCAAGUGCAAAAUCUGCGGUAGAGCAUUCACAACCAAAGGCAAUUUGAAAACCCACAUGGGAGUUCACCGAGCAAAACCACCCCUCCGGGUCCUCCACCAGUGUCCAGUGUGUCACAAAAAAUUCACAAAUGCCCUAGUUCUUCAACAACACAUACGCCUGCACACAGGGGAACCAACCGACCUCAGCCCCGAGCAAAUUCAAGCAGCGGAAGUCAAUGAAUUUCCACCAGGCUAUCCACCCCAUCCCCUCGCCUCCUUCCUACCAGGUGGUUUCCCCAAUCUUCAUCCACCAGGCGCUUUUCCCAUGGCUUUUCCACCGAGGCAUCCAGCAAUGGAUCGGCACCACCAAGAUCCUGAAAUGGACAUGAAAGAUCUCCGACCGCAAAUGCCAAAUAUCCCGAUGAAUCAGAGGUACGUGGAUGAGUCCGAGGAUAUGGAUGACCAGGAGGAACCGGAGGACGAUGAAAGACGAGACGAGGAGAUUGACGAAUCAGAAAGACAGAUCGAAACAGAGAUCGAUGAGGAUAAUGAGACUGAGAGAAAUGAGACUAAAGAAUCAUCGAUACCAAAUUUUUCCACAUCCCUGGCAGCCCUCGAGAAUCAAGUGAGAACGAUAACAACGAUGGCAUCUGUUGAUCGUACAUCACCGAUGGAUAGAUACAAUAGUGAGAAAAGCAAUAGUCCACCAAGUUCAAUUGUGGGUACACCACUUGAUCUGACACCACGUGCCUCAUCAACACCUGGCUCUGUCGUAUCAACAACAACACCACCACCACCAGCCAAUAUUCAUCACUCUCAUACAUUUGGAAUGUUUGCCGGACUACUGCAGGCAGUGUCAUCAUCACCGACCUCAGUCAACAAUAUCCAAUCGUCUGGACCCAUCAACAGCAUAGCAACAAUGAAUAAUCCGGGUAAUGGGGGAAAUCCCGGGGCCCUAGCAUCACUAACUACAUCAGCCGUACUAGCUGCAUCAUCAACCUACAAUCCGCUAGGUCUCGCUGUCGGAGGCCCAGCAGUACGUGGCAACACAACGUGUAAUAUCUGCUACAAAACAUUCGCGUGUAACUCCGCACUGGAGAUACACUAUCGGAGUCACACGAAGGAGCGGCCGUUCAAAUGCACCAUUUGUGACCGUGGCUUCUCAACAAAGGGAAAUAUGAAGCAGCACAUGUUGACCCACAAGAUUCGCGAUAUGCCGCCCCACCUGUUCAGUGACAAACAGGUGGGUCAACAGACACCUCAGCACAAUCAGGAUCAGGAGAAUUCCCAGAGUUCGAUUUGUACCGAUGAAUCGAGUCUACCGCCACCACCACCGCCACCCCCGCCCUUACCACCACCGCCAUCGCCAAUGCCGAUUGAAGCCCCGAUGCCAGUGAAACGAUCACCCACCGAGGGUGAUCUCCCAGCACCCAAGAGGCCGAGCAUGUCGAGUAAGCACUUGUGCCAGGUUUGCAAUAAGAAUUUCUCGUCAUCCUCGGCGCUCCAGAUCCAUAUGAGAACGCAUACGGGCGACAAGCCUUUCCGAUGCACCGUCUGCCAGAAGGCCUUCACCACCAAGGGCAAUCUCAAGGUGCACAUGGGUACGCACAUGUGGACCAACGGUGCGUCACGAAGGGGCAGAAGGAUGUCACUGGACCUACCACCACUACCAAUCACACCCAAGGACUCGGAGUUUCUUCAACGACGACCGGAUCUCUUCUACCCAUAUCUACCCGGGCCAUUCCUUAAUGGCGUACAGCAGAAACUGAACGAGAUAUCAGUGAUACAAAGUAAUAAUGGAUUGCCAGUUAGUCAUCCAGUAUCAGGGAGUAAAUACGCUGGUCUAUUCGGUACGAUAUAUGGAGGUGGUUUGAGUAAUUCAACAAGUGGUAAUGGUUUUUCAAUGGAAAAACAACCGGUUGUAACAUCAAACAGUCCACUUGAUGAUGGUAAACCACUAGUGCCAUCGGGCUCAAUGCUAUUUCAUACACCAUCACCAUCAAAUUCACCUGGCACACCGUCUUCCAAUACUGGUAAUCAAAAUUCAGCUAGUGUACCUACUUGGAAUAGUGAAAGUAUCCAGCAUCAUUAUGAUCGUCAUGGUCCAACGAGAGAGACGGAGAGUGAUACAGCGACACCAGCAGCACCGAGAUUACCACCACCUGCAAAUAGAGGUGAAGGAUUAGCCGCAUAAAUAUAAUUACUAUUGUUUCAAUCAAGAAAACAACAAUUUCAAUAAGUGAAAAUCAUUUAUCAUAAAUUGGUGAAACAUUAUCAUUGAUAUCUCGAGACGGAGGGGUUGAUCGUUCAAUCAUCACGUCUCAUUAGAACGCUGAGGAAAUUUCCGAUCGAUCACCGUGCGAUAAAACCCGCGUUCGAUAAAAUCGAUAAUAACCCAUAGAAUCGAUUUUUUCGAAUUAACUGGGGUAAUUUAAUUUUCUCGGUACUUCGGAAUCUAUAGUAAAGAUAACGAUACGAUAUCACAUGGUUUUGAAUCGGAAACUUCCAUGGCUAUUCACCGAUAUUAUCCCCAUCACCCCCCCCCCCCUUUCCCCAAAUUCAUUGAUGCAUUUUAAAUAAACCAAAAAGACCCUCGGGGCAUUUUUCAACUCUCAAUAAUUCCAAGGGAACUUGUUGAAAUAAAUAAUACUGAAUAAUAUCCAGUUUGAAAUGACAUCAUGUUCCUAUUAUCAACUAGUCUUAAUCGCGAAAAAACGAACAAAUGAAAAAUAAAUCGAAAGGACGACAUUGAAAA
Messenger RNA from Fopius arisanus, 6194 nucleotides. It is a transcript of the gene salm, whose product is annotated as homeotic protein spalt-major. The transcript is spliced from 7 exons. Gene Ontology annotation, biological process: regulation of transcription by RNA polymerase II. Gene Ontology annotation, cellular component: nucleus. NCBI's taxonomy places the organism in Eukaryota, Metazoa, Arthropoda, Insecta, Hymenoptera, Braconidae. Gene Ontology annotation, molecular function: DNA-binding transcription factor activity, RNA polymerase II-specific; RNA polymerase II cis-regulatory region sequence-specific DNA binding. The coding region runs from base 801 to 5633 and encodes 1610 amino acids. The record is from RefSeq and is a predicted model, not a curated record.